Molecule: messenger RNA, 1622 nt
Organism: Athene cunicularia (burrowing owl)
Lineage: Eukaryota; Metazoa; Chordata; Aves; Strigiformes; Strigidae
Gene: ERMN
Product: ermin
Exons: 3
Coding region: 418-1182 (254 amino acids)
Biological process (GO): actin filament organization; morphogenesis of a branching structure; regulation of cell shape
Cellular component (GO): filopodium; paranode region of axon; neuronal cell body
Molecular function (GO): actin filament binding
Source: RefSeq, a predicted model, not a curated record
CAUUGUGCCGGGAGGACAAAAUCUCUGUUUAUUACCCGGGGCUGACAUGCUGAAAGACCCGCUCUCCAUGCCAGCACAAAAGCUGCCUUGCUUCAGAUUGUUUGUUUAUGUAAAUUUAAAUGGUGCAUUUAAUUAUGCAACUGGACGAGCCUCAGCAGCAAGCGAGGUGCUGAUUGGAGCGCCCCGUGGCCAGAGCCCGCUGGCAAGCCCUCGGCACAUCUGACGGGGCGGCUGUGGACCCUGCUCUGCCGCAGCGCCCGCGGGAGAGGAGACGCGCCUUGACCAUCUGCGCGGAGGAACAAAACCCCCCGGGGGGAGAAGGGGUGAGGAGUCGCCUCCCCGCCCCGGGGUGCAGGAGCGGGGCCCCCCGAGGUCCGCGGCCCCGGUCGGCGGGCACGGCACGGCCCGGCCCUCAGCAUGACAGAAGAAGUCCCAGUGGCGUCCGGCAUGCCCGAGUGCAACGGGAGCGUCGCCCCGGAGAAGGGCCCACUCCAGGUCAUCGGUGUCAUCGAUGAAAUAGCAAAAUCUGUCGGGACGGUUCCUUACACAAAUGCAGAAACGAGCCCCGAUGCUCCACCUGCAGAAGGAAAUCAGGAGGAAAAUAGAAAUUCAUUGGCAGAGGACACAGCUUGCGGGGGUUCUGAUGGAGAGAAGCAAUGCGAAGAAAAGCAAGAGGCAAACGAUGGGACACUACAGCAGGGAUCGGCUGAUCUCCAGGACACGGGGACUGACGGCCGGGAAUCAGAGGAAGGUCCGGGCAGCCAGGGGCCGUCUGUGGGCAGCGGGGACCUGGGGAACACGGCGGAGACCCCCGCAGCCAGCGCUGACGGGACCGGAGUGAGCGCGGCCGAGGAGGAGGACGAGGAGGCGGAGGAGGAGGAGGAGGAGGAAGAGGAGGAGGAGGACACAGAAGAGGAUGAAGUUCAGGUGAUCGAAAUCAAGAAGGAGAACAGCGAGGUGUCCUGUCUAAAGCAGCAAGACGGCGGCAAGGGGGCAUCUGCCCUGGCCAGCCCCGGCUGCAAUGCCCAGGUGGAGAAACCGGGGGAGCAGCCCAGCCCGGGGAAAAAAAAUGAUAUCUCCAGACACAGCUAUUCCAGGUACAACACAAUCUCCUACCGCAGGAUUAGAAAAGGAAACACCAAACAGCGAAUCGAUGAAUUUGAAUCCAUGAUGCACUUAUAAACUGAGGUGGAGAAUUGCUUAACAAGCCGAGUGUUCACUCUGGUUUUUGUUCUUCUUUUUGUUUCCCCCAAGACAUGUCUCUUCACACCACAUGAGGUCACUGCUUUUUCCUUUUUGUAUAUGAUUUCAUAAUACACUGUGAAAUUUUAACAUCUUCGCUUUGACAGCAGGCAGCGGCAUCCAUAGCGCAGGAAAAUAAAUAAUCAGUUUGCUAAAUAUAACACCAUUUGAUUUAAAGUUUAUCCUCUUAUUUUCUAUCCAACUUUUGUAACCAUAUUGGAACAAUGGGAUGUCUUGAACUGGCUGGGGUUUUCUCUAGCUGCCGCCGCACACGUGGGCCAUGCUGUCAGCCAUGCUGGUAAUGAGUUGGCAGCGCAGCAGCUCGGUGACGCUGCCCAGGGCAGCGUGAGGAAUAAAAGAGAUGACUGUUUGCAAGCGCA